AUGACUUCCAUCACUCAACUUCUAUCACUAUAUAUGGUUUGCAAAACCUCCUCGUCGGAAGAGGAGAAACUUGCAAAGAUGGGAAAGGAACCUUCGGAUUCUUAUAGAGCAAAACGGGCUGACAAAGGAAAUGCUUCAAGUGGGAGGAUAUUUGUGACAGUACCACCAGACCAUUUUGGAUCAAUUCUUGCCGAGAAUGAUCCUAUAGAUAAUACAUGGGUUUUGGUCGGUCGUGGUUGGGAGUUUCGCUUAGAAUGCAGACAAUGGGGUGUUCAUCUCCCUCAUAUUGCUGACAGUGGCAUUAGUGGUCAAUCCAAAUACGGAGCACAAUCUGUUGUGCUUUCUGGUGGAUAUGAGGAUGAUGGAGAAUGGUUCCUUUAUACUAGAAGCGGUGGAAGAGAUCUAACUGGAAACAAACGGACAAAUAAGGACCAGUCAAGUGAUCAAGAAUUCAAGAAACACAAUCCUGUUCGAGUCAUUAGGUCUCAUAAAGAAAAACGAUCUUCAUAUGCUCCAGUAAACAAUCCAGAAAAGGGUAUUAAGGGGUUAAGAUAUGAUGGAAUCUACAGGGUUGAAAAAUGCUGGCGAAAGAAGAGAAAACAGGGUUUCAAGGUCUGCCGGUACUUGUUUGUUAGAUGCGAUAACGAACCUGCACCAUGGUCAAGUGAUGGACGAGGAGAUGUGGUGAGGGCUCUCCCUGAUAUACCCGAGCUGGAAGAUGCUACAGAUGUUUUCGAGAGGAAAGAAAGCCCUAUGUGGGAUUAUGAUAAUGAAGAUGGUAAAUGGAAGUGGACAAAACCUCCACCUGUUACCCAAAAGAAAUCUGCUUCUAAUGAAGGAAGUAAAGUUAAAGGUAAAGGUAAAGGAACUGCUGGUGGUCAGGCAAAGAAUAAGGAUAAGAAAGAGCUGUGUUGCCGUUUAUGUAAAGAGUUGAUGGUUUCUCCCGUGAUGACUCCUUGUUCUUGCACCUUCUGCAAAGGGUGUUUGGAAGAUAAGUUUUCUGGGAAGAAGUUCAUCAGAGAACGUUCAACUGCUAGUGGGCGUAGCCUUCGCACUCAGAAGAUCGUAAUGAAGUGCCCCUCAUGUACAAAUGACAUUGCUGAAUUCCUUCAAAACCCGCAGGUGAAUAGGGAUAUGCAGAUGGUCAUUGCUGAUGCAGAAAAUGUUAACGAGGAAGCUGCAGAGGAGGAAGAAGAACCUGAAGAUGAAGUUGGUUCGGAAGAAGAUGCAGCUCCCAAACGGGCAAAGGUUGAAGAAGCUGUUGAUGAGAAAACUAAGUCCAAGGAAGAAACAACACAAACACAAAUUAACUGA
This is a messenger RNA of Impatiens glandulifera, 1314 nucleotides long. RefSeq names its product E3 ubiquitin-protein ligase ORTHRUS 2-like. Lineage: Eukaryota; Viridiplantae; Streptophyta; Magnoliopsida; Ericales; Balsaminaceae. Gene Ontology annotation, molecular function: ubiquitin protein ligase activity. The record is from RefSeq and is a predicted model, not a curated record. The transcript has 8 exons. Gene Ontology annotation, biological process: protein ubiquitination; negative regulation of gene expression via chromosomal CpG island methylation. The coding region runs from base 1 to 1314 and encodes 437 amino acids.